Molecule: messenger RNA, 1524 nt
Organism: Myiozetetes cayanensis
Lineage: Eukaryota; Metazoa; Chordata; Aves; Passeriformes; Tyrannidae
Gene: FAM185A
Product: family with sequence similarity 185 member A
Exons: 8
Coding region: 116-1231 (371 amino acids)
Source: RefSeq, a predicted model, not a curated record
GCGUCACGUGAGCGGGCGGGGGUCAGGGCCGUGCCCGGGGAGCGGCUCCGUCCCGGUCCCGUCCGUCCCGUCUGUCCCGAGCGUUCCCGCCGCCGCUCCUGCCCCACCGGCCGCAAUGAGGGCGCUCGCCCCGCACUGGGCGGCUCUGGCCGUGCGGGCGGCGGGCGGACGGUGGGCGCCGCCCGUCCCCCCUCGCCGCGGGCGCAGCGGCCCCGGCCCGCCCGGGCCGCGGGAGUGGGCGCUGCCCGUGAGCCCGCGGGGCCGGCUGCGGGUGCGGCUGCCGUGCCAGGUGACCGUCCGCCCGCUGGACCCGCAGCGCUGGCCGGGCGCGGACCGCGUGCUCGUGGCCGUGAGCGGCGGGAGCCCCGCGCCCCGCGGGCGGGAGCGGCAGCGGGAGCCCGUGCGGGUGGAGCACGACGAGGCGCUGGGGCAGGUGGCGAUCGUGGCGGACGACGUGGACAGCAAGGCCGCCGUGGACGUGCGGACGCCGGUGAAGUUCGAUUUGGAUAUCAAAACAUCAGGGACUGGCUGCGUGAAGAUUCAGAAAAUAGAAUGUGACAACUGCAGAAUAGAAACGGAGAAGGGGACUAGUGUCUUGCAGUCAAUAAAGAGCCAUAAAAUUGAUAUACGGACAAAUGGUGGCAAAGUCAUUGGUCUUGGAACACUUUAUGGAAAUACAGAUAUUUGUGCAACAGAGAAGGGGAGUGUGAAUAUAGAGAAGCUGCAAGGGACAACCAUCAACAUAUCUACUGAAGAUGGGCUGCUGAAAACUAAGUAUCUCUAUGCAGAAUCAUCAUCUCUCUCUUCAGUAACUGGUGAUAUUAUGCUGGGAAGUGUUCAUGGUAACACCACCCUUGAGACCAAAACAGGGAGUAUCACAGUAGAUUCUUCAGAUGGAAGUCUAAAAGCUUCUACGUAUCAUGGGACAAUAGAUGUUUAUGUCAGUCAAUUAAGAAAAGUGGAUCUGAAAUCCCAGAAAGGUUCAAUUACAGUCAAGGUGCCUGCCUCUCUCAAAGCCUAUUUAGAGUUGUCUGGAAGAAAAGUGGAUGUGAACUCAGAGAUCCAGUUAAAAGAAACACAGAGAGCCUCCAAAGACGAUCACGUAACUAUAAGUGGUCACAUGAAUCAAAAGGAUGAAACAGACAAAUGGAUUAAGGCUGAGACACAAAAUGGCAAAGUAUAUCUCAAAAGCCAAAGCUGGAUCCAGUCUGUCAAGCUGAAGAGUUCUUAAAGGGGAAAUAGGCCAAAGAGAUUAAAUCAAGAAAUUGUAAAGGAACACUUAUAUGAAAUUAUGAAACUUUGUUGAUGUAUAUUCUUAAUAUAAGAGAGAAAGGAUAUUAAAAAUGAGGACGUUUUAACCCAAGAUUUGCCUGUGACAGUGCUGGUGCUAAACAGGUCUGGUUUACUUUUAGUGCCUUUUAUGAACAAGAGGAUCUUAUAUAUUCAGAAUUUAUAUAACUUGACCCAGUUUAAAAGCUGGUAGGUUUCAAACAAAAGUUUGGAAUUGUCAUUUAAAAACAAAAA